AAUUUACAGAAACAGAAAAAAUAAACCUUUCCCGCAAAAGAACAAGCAAUUUUCCGUCGCCUUCAUGUGUACAAGAUGCGUCCCCAGCUGGAGGGAUUUUGAAUUGAGGAUUAAAGGCCGUCCUGCAGGUCCUUUCAUGUUGGCGUGCGUCCUCGCGUCCUGCAACUUCCUCACACCUCGCUUUUGCACUUAGGAGUCCGGGGAGGGCAUGGGCAAGGUGUGUUCAAAUUUUGGGAAGGAUGCUGUGAGUGUUUCUUGAAGAAAGUCGAGGUCUGAAGGCAGAUGAAAAUGGGGACGCCCAGGCACAGCAUCAAUUCAACUCGGUUGUCUAUGGACAUUGCUGACCUGCCACUCACCCCCUUUGGCAUGAGCCCCCACGGGUCCUCCAGGAGAAGACGUAUUUUUGCCAGCCAGAAAUCAAACAAACUCUCCCUAAAGACCGCAAAGUCUCCAGAUAAAAAGCAGCAUCCGCCUACAUGUGCCGAAAAAGAAAACCAAGUCACAGGAGGAUUACACCAAAUUAGAAAUGUCCGGCUCCCUGGAAAUUACAACCGCUAUAAUCAAGUCAGCCUGGAGACGGUGAAGGAGAAAAGUUUAACACAGGAAUCCGACUCUGAAGGGGAUGAUGAUAUUUUGUAUGAUGAACCAGAGAAUACAAUUGAUUUUCAAGUAUUGCACACGAGUACACUCCACAGUCCAAAUCAAAGAAGUAGAGCAUCAAUACAAGAGCCAGUCAGAAAAAGUGACAAUUCUAAUGUAACUGUGAGAAGGAAAAAUAGAAAAGAGGAAUGCAAGGAACCAAGCAUUAGGAGAGACAGCAUUUUCACAGACAUUGAUGAGGGUAGUUUUGUUGAAUACUUCUGUGGCAAAGAAAAUGGUUACGUGGCUCCUAGAGUGGAGAAGAUCCCUCAGCUAUAUUAUACUUGUCAAAGCCAAAAUGAGACACAAUUUUCGACCUCCACAAAAGUUAAUAGUGCACCUGUUGGUUUUCGGAAAUUUAUUGAGAAGGUUAGGACUCACAGACCUCUGAAAAAUAUUGUGGAGGAAGAUAUUGAAACUUGUAGUUCAGAUGAAAAAAAUAAUCGUUUCUUGUGUGAUGAAUCUAUAAUUACUGGAAGUGCUGAUAUUAUGAGAAGUACUAAGAAAAAAAAAAAUAAGGCCCUCAACAGCACAACUGUUGGCUGGCCAGUAAAUCAAGUUCGGGAGAGUCUCAUGCCAGGUCUGUCUGACGUAUCAUCCCUCACUCUCAGGACUGACAGAAUACCAGGUUCUGACUCUAAUAAUUCCACUCCUUAUACAUCUCCCAGAUAUGUGCAAAAUAAAAGGACUGAAACUGUUAAGACCAUAGUUAUAUCAGAAAGCUCAGAAGAAGAGGACAUGCACAUAGAGCACAAAGUGACCAAGCACAGAGGAAAUAAUGUGAAUGCCAUUAAUGCUCAGACAAAUCAGGUUCAAAAGGAACCAGAGAUUGUAUCUUCUCAGGAAGAAUUCCAUUCCUUCAUCAGUGAGGAUGUUAGUAUUGUUAGCAGUGUCUUGCCUGUAAGAAAAUAUCAACAGCCUGUGAAGACUGUAAAAGCCUCACCAAAAGUGUUAAGAUAUGAAUAUAUAGAACCAUCAAGAACUUUAGAAACUACAUCUAAUUCAGAGCACAUAUCAGAGUCAGUUGAGGAUGAGAUUCAGGUACCUGUUCUCCCACAAAGACAGUAUAGAAAGUAUUGUGAUGAAGAAAAUCAGAAAGAUACUGAUGGUUCAAGAGUUGGUUCCCCUGGAAAACCCAAGGCAAUAAUCCCUGACAUUGCUUCUCCCACAGUGGCUGGAUGGAUAAUAUCUAGUCCAUUUAAGGACAGCUCUUUUGGCACAAGCUUCCUCAAGCAAAGAAAUGAUCCUGAUGUAGGCAGGUCUGUCAGUCAGAAAGUUGUAGAAGCUUCCAUGUCUGGUGACUCUGGGUCAUGUGAAAUAUCACAAAGAUUAAAUUUGUUGCAUGAAUUUGGAAGUCCUAGGGCUCUUGUGAGGAGGAAAAUCAGUAGUGUUAGCAGGAAUGAAAGCUCUUCAAGUCCAAUGCAAAAGGAGAAUUGUAAUUCUGAUAGUGAAGAUAGUGACAAUAUUUUUCAGAGAAGAUCAAAAGCUUCUGCAAGAGUCAUUUGCACAGAAUCCGAAGAAUCCUCGGAUGAAAGGGAAAUAGACAGGAGUAUAGAGGAUUCACGCAUGUCUCAUAGUGAAAAUCACGUCUUUAUUAAAUCAAAGAGUCGCAAAGAUAAUGAACUGAGUGCUGGAGAAUCAUUUCACCUGCGGCUUUCUGAAGAACUUAGUAAAACUAAUAGAAUAUCAGAAAAAUCAGUUCACACAGUUGGGAAAGAUGCCACUUCCCCAAAGGUCUUCAGAAGCCCAGUAGUGAAGUCAGACAAUGAAGACUCCAUUAAUAUAUAUCAGAGAAAAAAUAGAAAUGUGAAGAAUAUCAUAAUAUCUGACAGUGAAAGUUCAGAUAGUGAUGGUAUAUAUGAAGGAAAUGAAGAUGCGUAUCCAUCGUUUGUGUCCCUGCCAGACAUAGAGGACAAAGGGACAGAACAAAACUUGAGUGAAGAUAUUUUUCCUCAAAGUCCAGUUAGAUCCAAUGUGUUAGACAAAAGCAAAAAUAUUGAGAGUGUCAGUCCAAAAGCUACGAACACCAGCGCCUUGUUGAACUUAAAAACUGUCCAAGAUGAACUUGACAAACUCUAUAGUUCAGAGUGGAGGAAAAAUGAAAGUGCCUUUUUGGGUAGCAUAAAAAAGAAAACUCAGCAAAAUUACAUUGAUGGGGAGAGAACAAAUGCCAGUUUAACUGAGGAUGAAAGUCCCAUUAAAAGAAAAACAAAAAAGGCACAUGCUAUAAUUGUAACAAGUGAUGAAAGUGAGGAAGAAGAUAGUCUCUUGUAUCAGGUGGAAGAGUCAUCAGGUGAGGAGGAGGAAAGUGACAAGGAGAGCAAUAGUGUAGACAAUGUUUCAUAUGAAUCACCAAAAAAUGGAAGACAGAAAGUGGAAGAUUCUUAUGUACCUAGUAGUCCAGACUUUGGAGAUAGCAAUGGAGAAGAUGAUAGUUUUGAGGAGUACCUCAAAAGUGUUAAAAAGCAAAUUGCCAAAAAUAAGAAAGUGAUACACACUCCUGAAGAUGAAGAUAGGUAUGAGGACAGUUUCAUAAAUGAUGAUGAUGAAUGUGAAGAUGAUGUUAGCUUUUAUUUACCAUCUCUUCUGGAGAGAACAAACAAAAAGGUCAGUGGAGGUUACAGUGUAGAUACAAAGAGCCGUGGAAGUAUUUCUGAAGAGCUUAAAUCAAAGAGGAAAACCUCUCAGGAAUCAAAGGUGGAAGAUAAAGCAGAUGAUCCCAAAGGCUCCAUCAGAUCCAUCAAAAAAAAGGUAACCAUAAAAUCAUCCACAAGUUCUUCUUCAUGGCGAGACUCCCCAACAAUCACCCUCUCAUCAGACUCUGAAUCUGAUGAGGUUUUCUCUCUUGACGAAGUGAAAAGACCUGCUCCAACACUGUAUCCUCUGGUGACCCCAAAGAGCAGAGGCAGAGGAAGGCCAAAGGCGCUGCCCAAGACUGAGGGCCACAAUCGACAGGUUUCUAAGGUGAGAGAGAUUAAUAAUGGUCUCACUUCUACUCCAACUUUGUCAUUCCUCGCAUCGCUAUCCAAGCAUGUUAAUCUCGAACGCUGCCAUCCGGAAAAAGUUAUUGAUGCUGCAGAAAGACUGAGAGAUACCUUAAUACAUGAACUGUGCCAUGCAGCCGCCUGGAUCAUCUCUGGGUACAAAGACGGCCAUGGUCCUCUCUGGAAAGCUUGGGCAGCAAAAGCCACAUCGACCUUUCCCGAACUCCCAGCCAUCAGCCGAUGUCACUCCUAUGAAAUAGCCUGUAAAUACACAUAUCGGUGCACCCGUUGUUCCUACAGCAUUGGCCGUCACUCCAAGAGUCUCGACACGGAUCGCAAAGUGUGUGGUUAUUGUUAUGGUAAAUUUGAACUGGUUGUGAAUAGCCAGGCAGGCAGAGGCAGAGGCAGAUCGCAGGGGUCGGAGGGUGGAGUUGGAGGUGGUACACCCUCACAGGCACCCCCUAAGACCCCAAGAACACCUGGGGCCUUUGCACUGUUUGUUAAGGAAAACUAUGGUUCCAUCAAGAAGUCAAGGGAUAACUUAAAGCAUGCUGAUGUCAUGAAGAUCCUCAGUACGGAGUUUGCUAAAUUGAAGACCAGCAGUAAAUAGAAGCAGAUUAUAGUGGUUAUGGACUUGAUAAAGUUAAUAUUUGACAUUAAGAAUUUUUUCUUUAAAUUUUUAAGAUAUUUAUUGUAGAUUAUGCUAAAGAGAAUAUAUACACAUACAAGAGAAUGAGACACUGAUAUUGCAAGCACCACUGCAUUUUAUUCUGAUCCAUGACCUACUACAUGUCGAAGGUUUUAAAAAUGUGUUUUCACAAAUUUUGUACUACAUUUCAUUUUCCUUUCUGCUUGUUUCUUCAACAUGGAAUUCAAAUUAUCUUUUAUUUUAAAACUUUCAUCGUGUGUAUAGAGAAUACAUUACAUAUUACACACUCAUUACAAUAUGUACCUAUUUAUAAAAAUAUAAGUUGUCUGCUGUAAAAGUAAAUUCAUAAAAUACCAAAUAUUCAUCUAAUCAAGGCAGAUGUGAUGCUGGUUCAGUGGAUACCAGUUGAUGUAGUGCUAUAAAGUGCAAUGCCACUGCCCAUUAAAUGGGUGCCAAUGCCUUAUACACUAUAUAAUUCAUGUGUAAUACUGUGUAAUGCAUGUAUUUUUAGAAAGGUUUGGGUUCAUAGUAUUUACUUGAAAUUUUAUAUUUGUUUAUAACCGUAUUUCACUAUUAUUUCCUUAGUCUGUCAGUGUCUUGUUUGUAAAAUGUCUUUUUUCUAAGCAUUUCAAAAUAAAUUAUGCUCUUCCAGUAUACCGUUAUAAGUUUCUCUUAUGUAUUAGUUAUUUUUUGUAACAAAAUGGUGUCUGGAAGAAAGAUACUAAAAAUAUCACAAUAUUUAAAGCAGCACUAUUUUUAUGCCAAAUACUGGGGUCUGCCUUGAAUAAAGAAAACAUACUUGUUUAGAUGGAAUAUCCUUUUUAUAUAAUGGAUUCUCAGACAAUUUUUUACUUAUAUUUUGUAAAUAAAUUUUAUUUAAU
This is a messenger RNA of Penaeus monodon (black tiger shrimp), 5153 nucleotides long. RefSeq lists its product as uncharacterized. Gene Ontology annotation, cellular component: nucleus. NCBI's taxonomy places the organism in Eukaryota, Metazoa, Arthropoda, Malacostraca, Decapoda, Penaeidae. The transcript has 6 exons. The record is from RefSeq and is a predicted model, not a curated record. The coding region runs from base 283 to 4233 and encodes 1316 amino acids.